Messenger RNA from Procambarus clarkii (red swamp crayfish), 1707 nucleotides. The record is from RefSeq and is a predicted model, not a curated record. NCBI's taxonomy places the organism in Eukaryota, Metazoa, Arthropoda, Malacostraca, Decapoda, Cambaridae.
AUGUCUUGCUGUGAUAACUACCCGACUACUGCUGUGUUCUGCUGUGAUAACUACACGACUACUGCUGUGUUCUGCUGUGAUAACUACACGACUACUGCUGUGUUCUGCUGUGAUAACUACACGACUACUAUGUCUUGCUGUGAUAACUACCCGACUACUGCUGUGUUCUGCUGUGAUAACUACACGACUACUGCUGUGUUCUGCUGUGAUAACUACACGACUACUGUGUCUUGCUGUGAUAACUACACGACUACUGCUGUGUUCUGCUGUGAUAACUACACGACUACUGUGUCUUGCUGUGAUAACUACACGACUACUGCUGUGUUCUGCUAUGAUAACUACACGACUACUGUGUCUUGCUGUGAUAACUACACGACUACUGCUGUGUUCUGCUGUGAUAACUACACGACUACUGUGUCUUGCUGUGAUAACUACACGACUACUGCUGUGUUCUGCUGUGAUAACUACACGACUACUAUGUCUUGCUGUGAUAACUACCCGACUACUGCUGUGUUCUGCUGUGAUAACUACACGACUACUGCUGUGUUCUGCUGUGAUAACUACACGACUACUGUGUCUUGCUGUGAUAACUACCCGACUACUGCUGUGUUCUGCUGUGAUAACUACACGACUACUGCUGUGUUCUGCUGUGAUAACUACACGACUACUGCUGUGUUCUGCUGUGAUAACUACACGACUACUAUGUCUUGCUGUGAUAACUACCCGACUACUGCUGUGUUCUGCUGUGAUAACUACACGACUACUGCUGUGUUCUGCUGUGAUAACUACACGACUACUGUGUCUUGCUGUGAUAACUACACGACUACUGUGUCUUGCUGUGAUAACUACACGACUACUGUGUCUUGCUGUGAUAACUACACGACUACUGCUGUGUUCUGCUAUGAUAACUACACGACUACUGUGUCUUGCUGUGAUAACUACACGACUACUGCUGUGUUCUGCUGUGAUAACUACACGACUACUGUGUCUUGCUGUGAUAACUACACGACUACUGCUGUGUUCUGCUAUGAUAACUACACGACUACUGUGUCUUGCUGUGAUAACUACACGACUACUGUGUCCUACAGUGAUAACUACACGACUACUGUGUCUUGCUGUGAUAACUACACGACUACUGUGUCUUGCUGUGAUAACUACACGACUACUGUGUCCUACAGUGAUAACUACACGACUACUGUGUUCUGCUGUGAUAACUACACGACUACUGUGUCCUACAGUGAUAACUACACGACUACUGUGUCUUGCUGUGAUAACUACUCGACUACUGUGUCUUGCUGUGAUAACUACACGACUACUGUGUCUUGCUGUGAUAACUACACGACUACUGUGUCUUGCUGUGAUAACUACUCGACUACUGUGUCUUGCUGUGAUAACUACACGACUACUGUGUCUUGCUGUGAUAACUACUCGACUACUGUGUCUUGCUGUGAUAACUACCCGACUACUGUGUCUUGCUGUGAUAACUACACGGCUACUGUGUCCUACAGUGAUAACUACACGACUACUGUGUCUUGCUGUGAUAACUACACGACUACUGUGUCCUACAGUGAUAACUACACGACUACUGUGUCUUGCUGUGAUAACUACACGACUACUGUGUCCUACAGUGAUAACUACACGACUACUGUGUCUUGCUGUGAUAACUACACAACUAGCUGCUUCCCACCCCCAGGAAGCAGCCCGUAG